Messenger RNA from Pelagomonas calceolata, 2808 nucleotides. The record is from the annotation of a GenBank genome assembly. Lineage: Eukaryota; Pelagophyceae; Pelagomonadales; Pelagomonadaceae.
CCAAAAUCUCAGACAGAGCAUAGGACAGAGCAAACACGCACAUUUACGCACAUAGAACUAAAAAAACAUGACAAAUAAAUCGCCACGACUGCCCCGCAAGGCCUUCGCGCUGCCCGGCCCACCGGCGCCGCCGAACUCGCCCGCGCUACUACAAAACAAGCUGCCCACCCCCCCGAAAGACAGCUUCGCCCUGCGCGUCGUCGAGGGCAUCGAAGACGCCGCCCUCGUCGAAAUCAAAUGCGACGCGCCGGCCACGAAGACCGCAAUCGAGCUCAUGGUCGUCUUGGACAUUUCUGGCUCGAUGUCGACCGAAUGUAAGGUACAAGACGCGUCCGGCCAAGCGCAGAAGCACGGCUUCUCGAUUUUGGACGUCUGCAAGCACGCGACGCGGGCGCUGGCAGCGACGCUCGACGCCGACUCGAGACUGGGUCUGAUCACCUUCGACAAUAUCGCGGAGCUGGUCUUGCCGUCGGCGAGCGUCGACGAGGACCACGUAGCGUUCCGGCGUCCGAAACUUCAAUCGCGGCGCGCAAGGCUGCUCACAGCAAACCCACAACUUAUUUCUUUCCUGAAGAAAAUAGUGCAGCCUGUAAGCGCGCCGCUUCGGCUCGACGGCGCGCGCCUCACCGCCGCCCGCGCAGGUCAAACAGCUCCACACGGUCCUCGACGACCUCGCCCCCCGGGGGUGCACGAAUUUGUGGGGCGGCCUCGAAAAAGCAUUGGGCGAGCUCAACAAGCAGGGGUCGUCGCUGCCCAGGGCCGUCGUGUUGCUGACGGACGGCCUCCCGAAUACGAGACCCGAGGGCGGCGAGGUCGAGGCGCUGCGCAAGAUGAAGCGACUAGAGAAGGACGUCAGCGACAUCACGGUCCACACGUUCGGCUUCGGCUACUCGUUGGACGACGAGGUCCUCGACGGCCUCGCGAGCGAGGCGGGCGGCAUCUUCGCCUUCGUGCCCGACGCGGGCAUGGUCGGCACGACCUUCACGAACCUGUCGGCGUCGCUCCGGGCGUCAGCCGCGUCGGACGCACUUUUAAAUGAUCUGCCGCUGGGCGACCUCCGCCGCGGCGAGACGAAACACGCGCUCUUGGCGAACCCCGAGAAGCUUCUCCUGACGGACCGCCAAGGGCAAAACCUAGCCCGCGCGACCGGCGUCGUCCACGUGGCGACCGUCGCCGACCGGCGCUUCGCGGCGGCCGAGCGCUUCCGCAUGCAGCUCAUCGACGCACUUCGCAUCUCGCCGCCUCCAGCUGAGAUGGUGAGCUUCCAGCCGGGCGACCGAAUAGAGGCCCAGUUCCAGGGCCGCCAGACGUGGUACGCGGGGACCAUCUCCAGGGCGACGGCGACGGGCUACGACGUCGACUACGAUGAUGGAGACAGGGAGCAGAACGUAAGCGCAACGCUCAUCCGGAGCGAAGUGACGGACGCCUGGGCGUCGACGCGCCGCGUAUGUGCCGAGCUCGCAGUCGAGGCGCGAGAAAUGCUCGCCGGGCCCCUCUUCGGGUUGGGGAACGAGCUCGCCGCGGCGGACGCGAGCGCGGCGGUCGCGGUGGCGAAGGCGAGCGGCGCCGGCGCGAGUGAUGCGCUGCGGGAGAUGGCCCGCGCGGAUGCGUGGCGGGACGGCUGGGAGGCGGCCUUAAGACGGGCGCCGCCUCGCUCCGAGCGCCGCAUCGCGCUGGCGUUGUCGCUGCCGAAGGGGGCUCCAACGAGCGAGGUCUACGAACUGGCUGGUUUGGUCGGUACCGAUGUGGCGGCGAAUCGUAUCGCGGGAGGCAUCAUGGAUCUCGAAGGCCAAGUCAAGAUAGCCACGUCGUCCCAGCGCGAGUGGAAGCGGUGGGGCCGGUACUACUGCCGGUCUCUUGCGUCCGCGCACCGACGCGGGACGUGCCACAACUUUAAGGACCAGAGCGUGCAGCACUACUUCGGCUCGGUCGCGAAGGAUCUCCUGGCAGAUGCGGAUGCCGCCUUCUCAAAGUUACCGCCGCCGAAGCCGUCGAGGGAAGGUUGCGGCGUCGCGUCGGGCGCGGCGAUGGCGCGCGCCUACCACUACCGCGGCAACGGCUGUGUCGCUGGCGACUCGUUGGCCCGGCUGUUCGACGGUACGAGGAAGCGCGUUUCCGACGUCGUCAAGGGCGAUGUGCUCGUGGACGCGCUGACAAAUGGACCGGCGGUCGUCCGGUGCGUGGUCCGGACGCGCAUGCUAGAUCCAACCCUCUACGCCGUCGGCGACGUCCGCGCGACGGCGUGGCACCCGUGCAUGGCGCCAGGCGGCGAUCGGUGGAGCUUCCCCGCCGAAGUCACGAUGCCAGUCGUCGAUCGCGACGUGGCCUACGUUUACAGCUUCCUGUUCGAGGGCCGAGCGACCGGCUACCUCUCGGUCGGCGGGACGGCAGUUAUCGGCCUCGGCCACGGCAUCACUGAUGACUCGGUCGCGGCGCACCCGUUCUAUGGGACCGAGCGCGUCGUUGAUGCGCUCAAGGACUGUUACGGGUUCUCCGAGGGACGGGUCGACCUGCUGGACGGCGCCUACGUGCGCGCUGCCGGAAAUCGCUACGUCUCGGCGAUCGACCCCGACCGCGUCGUCGGGCCGAUGGCGUCGCGGACCGUCCCCACGAUAGCCGUCGAGGCGCCGCUCGUCGCGGCCAGCGCGUGAACGCGCAUCUCUCCCUUCCCUCUACCCUGUCCCAAAAAAGAACGCACCUCCUCUCUCCCCUACAUGUCCCCAAAGAAGAACGUAAGCUCAUGUAUAAGUCGUCGACAUGUUUAGGCCGCGCGCGAUAAGGGGGACAUCGGGUAAGGUGAUGGGGGGG